UGUUAUUGUUGCAUUGUUUACUGUCUCGAUUCUCUCUCCGUCGAUCCUCGCCUUCCACCGCCAAUCACCUUUCAUCCUCCUCGACUCCACGUUGAACCAAAACAGGCUCGUCUGUCAACGCCCAAUUCAACGCUAUUUUUACAAUUACCCCCUUCUCCCUUUCUUUCACUUCGAGAUUCUCCUCAGUCAGUACCUGGGGCCGCCAUUCUUUUACCAUGGCCGCUCUCACAAUGACCCCGACCGCCGUUCGCCAGCCCUUCGCCAGCCUGGAUGCACCUCGCAUGCGUUCCUUGCUCCGCACGAAGAUGAACUUGAAAAACAAAAAAGAUGGAGCCAUCUUGUCCAAGAAGACCCAGUCAACAAUGGACUUCGACUCGGAGAAUAUCGACCCAGUGACUCUGAAGCUCUCGACCAAGCGGAAGCGCACUGUGGACGACGACGACGCCGAACCGUCAACCAAGAAUACUUCUAAGCCACACAAGUCCUCACGCGUGGUUCUGACCACUCUCGAUCCCAGUGCUGUCUCGCGUGUGCCUAUCACCCCGACCAAGCCUAUUCUCUCCACCCCCAAGUCGGCUCCUAUUCUCAAGCCGGCUGGACGCUCGCCUCAACCAAAGUCAUGCAAAUCCUCUUCCCGUCGUUCCACCAUUGCUAAGAGCCGCCCGGAGUCGACUGGCCGGAAAUCGGUUCACCGCCCCUUCUCCCUCGCGGCUGCCCUGUCGGGUCCCAAGCCCAAGCGUCAGCCCGCUCCCAAGGCACCCGCGUCGUGGGCGUUCGAUAUCUAUGUGGACAACGAGCAGGAAGAAAUGACGAACCUAAUGCAACACUCCACGUGCGUAUUGGAUAUCAGUGACCAGGAGGGGAAAAUGGAGACCUCAGGUCGAGGCAAAGAGAACAUUCCUCCCGCGGAUUUGGGGCUGGAUCUUCCGCGCUCUCUUCAGCGGGAGUCGCCUGCCGCUGCAGCCCGCAAGUCAGUCAUGAUGGAGGAGUCUCGCGAACCCCUGGGAGACCUCAAUGCCUCCGAUUUCUACGGCGAUGACUGCCACGCUUUCUCAUACGUCAUCGUUUAUGAUGACGAAGAAACAGACAGUGCGGAGAAGAAGGCGUCGCUCCAUCUGGCCCGCACUAGCCCGCGUUCCGUCCCCAGCAAGCUAUCGAGUGUCUCUUCCAUCUCAGCACUCCUUGAGGCUUCUCUGCCAACCGAGCCUAGCACCGAUGUCAAGUCAGAGCCAACGGAGGCUGAAAUUGAGAUCUGGGAGAGUGCUAGUGCUGCUGAGGAAGCAGCGGAGGCUGCUGCAGAGUCUUGAAACGCUUGAGGUGCGCUUGUCAUUGCCAAGAAAACGGUGUUCUAGUGGUUCUUUUUG
This is a messenger RNA of Aspergillus saccharolyticus JOP 1030-1, 1364 nucleotides long. RefSeq lists its product as uncharacterized. The record is from RefSeq and is a predicted model, not a curated record. The transcript has 2 exons. The coding region runs from base 216 to 1307 and encodes 363 amino acids. NCBI's taxonomy places the organism in Eukaryota, Fungi, Ascomycota, Eurotiomycetes, Eurotiales, Aspergillaceae.